UCGCCCAUCAUGAAAAACACGCGACGAAACGCAUAUAAUGCCGCUUUCAAGUUAAAGGCCAUUGAUUUGGCUAUCAGAGUAGGAAACAGGGCUGCUUCGCGUAAGCUUAGCAUAAAUGAAUGUAUGGUGAGACGUUGGAGACAUCAACAUGAAAAGCUGACGCAAAGCAAAAAGACAGUAAAAGCUUUCAGAGGUAAGAAAAGCAGAUGGCCUGAACUAGAAAACGUGCUUGCAGACUGGGUAAAUACACAGAGAGCAGACGGCCGAGGUGUUUCCAGUGUGCAGAUCCAAUUAAAAGCCAAAGCAAUCGCCACCGAAAGGAAGAUUGAAGAUUUUAUAGGUGGACCAUCGUGGUGUCUCAGAUUUAUGAGACGAAAAGGACUGUCCAUCAGGGCACGCACGACUUUGUGUCAACAACUCCCUUCCGACUACGAGGAAACAGUUACAAACACUCAAACAGAGAUAGCCGAGAAUUCCAUGGGACCGGAUGACAUCGUAAAUAUGGAUGAGGCACCUUCGACGUCUGACCUGCCUCUCACUAGGCCUGUUAACAAGAAAGCAGACAUGAUGCCGCGGAAGGGAAAGCGUUCCGAGUCCGCGAGACGCCAAUGGAGGAUACGAGCUAUUGCAAAGACGAACCAGACCAGUGCACCCCGGCAGCAUCAGCAACACCUAUCCAGAGUGUUUGAUGAGGUGAUGGGGCUGGGAGACUUUGCUGACUCCUCCCGAGGCUCCAACACCUCCUCUAGGAGUGGGGGUCAAGAGGAGACAAAGGCAGUGGAUGAAGUUCCGGGACCGGAGGAACAACAGCCAGAACAGGACAGCAGCAACAGUAGCAGCAGGCAAGAUGCAAAGAUGAAUGACCAACACUCCUCAUUUACCAUGCAACCCAGUGAAGGAGGAGGAAGUGGAGAGGCAGCAUUUGAUGACGCUUUGGAUGGCCUUGCUUCAUUUGGUCCAGAAGAAGAAGAAGAAGAAGAUGACGAGGAGGACUGGCACUUUUCCUUGCCAGCUGGGACACUGGAGGAUGUCGACAAUGACAAAGCAAAGUGCAAAAACAAUCAAGAGAGAGAAGAAAACAACCAAAUUCAAGAAAAUCCUUCUCCUCCAGAGCCCAGAGUAGAGGAGCGAGAGACGGAAGCGACUAGUAGCUCUGCAAACACUUCCCACUCGUCAAAGGAUAAUACACCUGAAAGCAGCCGAGAUGCAGGAGUCCUGAAUCGGACUGAAGAAACCGAAGACAGUCAGCAAGGAGAGUCAGAGCCUCCUCCCAUGGAGGACAGCAACCCUCCGGUGUCUCCCAAUAUCACAGUGAAAGAUGAGCCCAUUGAUGAGGGAUACAAUGCUGCUUUGCUGCCCCAGAGCUCCAUCAGACAGGUCAAAGAGGAACUGGAGCAUCAGGAGGAAGAGCUUAGGAUCAGUUCAGUUUACUCUGUUGGUGGAGGGAACACACUUGUGCCCCCUGUGGUGACUGCACCACCUCCGCCACAAACAACCAUUUUUAUUCCGGGUAGAAGUGCUGUUCUCCAAGCAGUGGCUCCCCUUCCUGUCAGACCUCCAGUUCCAGUUUCGACUUCUCUUUCAGUUUUGUCGCCACUUGCACCUCGGCCACCUGCACCAACCAUUGCUGGUAGUGUACGCUGCAGUGGAUGCUUUAAGGUUCUGCUAAAAGGUCAAACAGCAUUCCAAAGAAAAGGCUCGACGCAACUUUUCUGCUCCACGGUUUGUCUCACUGGCCAUCUGCCUCCAGCCAACAAGAAUCAAUUCUGUUCUCUGUGCAACAGCGAGAUCCUUCGAGCUCGGGACACAAUUACAAUUCCAGCCGACGACAACACCUACUUGCACUUUUGCAGCCAGCACUGUUUGUCCAUUUUUAGACACAGGGCAAAAAAAAAUGAAAAGGUCCCUGAAAAAUUGGUUGAUAAACAACCAGAAAAGAUGCCUGAGAAGCCACCAGAGAAGCCUGCUGAGCGACAGUCUGAAAAUCUUGUUUGCAGUGUGUGCAGAGUCACCAACAAGAUUCAACAUGAGGUCAGCCAUCAAGGUCGUCUGCACACCCUCUGCAGUGAUGCUUGUUUUGUAACAUGGCGCAAGAUGCGACAGUUAGCCAUGAACUGUUGUGAAGGCUGUGGACUUUACUGUAGUAGCAGUUCGGCCUCCUGUCAUACACUUACAAUUGAUAAAUCUGACCUCAACUUCUGCGGUCCCACCUGUGUUGGCACUUACAAACAGUCUUGCAGAAAGACGAUUGAGUGUGCCAACUGCCACAAGUCUGCAAUAGUGUCCACGAGCAUCAUGGAGCGAGACGAAAAGGGAAAAGUUCAGCUUUACUGCUCACCCGUUUGUGUGCAAAUGAGCCGACCACCGCUACACACGUUGACCGGGGCUGCAUUCCCAUGCUGUCUGUGCAAGUCUGUUGCUGUUCCUCAGUAUCAUCUGGCAAUGGUGGAUGGCACUAUAAGGAACUUCUGCUCCUACGAAUGUGUUUCGACUUUCAGGAAAUCGGGACAUACACAGUCGGAUCUGAGCAAUGGAAAAUCCUCCCCCAGGGAUGCAUCAAGACUAGGGCCAUCCUCUAGAGGAAGCUCAGUCCCUCCCAUUCCUCAGGACUACCCAUCUUCAGCCCCCUACCCCAGCCACCAUGGCAGUAACAGCUCAGUGCCGCCUUUGGUUCCGCCACCACUGGCCAUGACCUCUACAUCUGUACCUGGGCAAGCCCAUCCCAGGACACCCCCCUCUCAGCCUCUAAAAGCAGGUGAGGGUGGACACAGCGACACGCCUAAAGUGACCUGCCAUCAGUGCACCAAACAGUUCAACACCAAACCGCUGCUCUUUGGCCACAAAGAUCACAUUUCUGUGUUUUGCUCUAUGGCAUGCUGUGACCUCUAUAAAAUACAAAAAAAUAUUCUGACUGUGUGUGAGUUCUGUAAAAAAGAGCAGAUGCCCUUUGACACAAUUCACUACAAUGGGAAAGACAUUUUCUUCUGCAGUAAAAACUGUAAACAAAACUUCAAAGUUACCCUGACGUCUCGUAACAAGGAUCCUCCCUGCCGUCCCUGCAGCUAUUGCUAUAGCAUUAGCCAAAAGAUGCUGCACAGUCACUAUGGAGGCAAGCUGGAAGAGUUCUGCAAACCCCAUUGCAUGUCCCAGUACACUGUACUCUACUAUGGGAUGGGCCGAUGUGACAAUUGUAGGAAACAGGGCUAUUUAAAUGAGAAGCUGCAGUAUAUGGGCUCAGUACGGAACUUCUGCAACCUGACCUGUGUGCUCGGGUACUGCUGCCUGCAUUUUGAAUUGAACCAGCACACUCCCAGUAAUGGCACUGGAGGAGAGCCACAAACACCACAUGCUCCGGCUCAGCCUCACUACUCCUCAAAAACAAACCCUGUCAUAGCUGAUGUCGUGUCACUCGCAAAUGGCUCUGCCAGUCAACCCAGCGUGUCAUCAGAUACUGCUAUGACCGGAGGACUUCCAAACUCCAGUGCAGAUGGCAAGAUUCUUGAUCAUGCCAGUACUCAGACAGAAGCUGUGCGUCCGCUCCCAAACUACCGACGUCAAAUGAAGAAUAAAUCCGUUCUUUGUCGGCCAUUCACAAUGGAUCAAGAGAGCUUAUGUCUCCUCCUCCAUCCCUCCACGGAUUCUGCAGAUGAUGUCCCCAGUACAGAAAAAGCUGCUAAAAAGAUGAAGACAGACCACGAAACAGCUCCAUCACCACCCUCAGCAAGCUCCUCCACAGAAGAAAAAGUGAAGGUCUUAAUGGUGCCAGUUCCAGUGCCGGUCUUUAUCCCAGUGCCUAUGAACAUGUACUCCCAACACACACCUGUUCCUAUGGCUAUGCCUAUAACUGUUCCAGUUCCCAUUGUUGUACCACCAUGGCACAAAGAUAUGACAGAUGCAGCCAUCCAAUGUGAUCCUUGGGCCGAGGAGACUGAAAAACAGAACAAUUCUGAGGUCUCAGUGGAGCAGGGGGUUACAAUGUCCAUUGUCGUACCUUCACAGAGUAAAGAUGUGGCAGAUGUAGCCAUCCAGUCCGAUCCUUUGGAAAUGGACACUGUUAAAGUUGCGACGUUAUCACCGAUAAAAGAUGUAAAAGAUGCUGCUGUCCAAUCAGAUCCUUUGGAUGACAAUAGGGAAAGACAGAAUGAUUUGGAUGACUCCAAAGAACUGAAGGUCACAACCCAGAUCCCUGUGCCCAUUGCUGUGCCACUACAUAGUAAAGAUGUAAAAGAUGCAGCUCUCCAAUCAGAUCCCAUGCAUGUGCAGAUGGAAAAGCAUAAUGAUUUAGAUGACUCCAGAGAACACGAUCAUGUGACAUCCCAGGUUCCCGUGCCCGUUUUUGUUCCACCAUCAUCCAAAGACAUGAAAGAUGCCGCUGUCCAUUCAGAUGCUACGGAACUUUCUGGAAAGCAGAAAGAGUUAGAUGACCCCAUGGAAGACCAGUGUGGAAGUGCAUCAGAGGUGAUUACUCCGCCAAUCCACCAAGAUGAAGACAGCCAAAACACAGCACAAAGCCAGCUCUCGCCUUUAACGGGGUACACCGAGGCGAGUAGUUCCCCUCCCAAAAGCCAGUCAAAGGCUAACCCCACAACAAGUGCUGCAGACACCGUUGCUGCUGAACGACCGCCUCCUUCCUCUCCAAUGACCGAUUUGGAGUAUGAUUUCCCAAUGGAAUUGUUUGAUCAGAAGUCCAAGGCUCCCCAGCGGGGCGUGAAAAGAGCCAGAGAAGGUUCCACCGGUCGAAAGCGGGGUCGAAGGCGAACUAUCUCAUUAGACCGCAGUGCACUGGUGACUCCAGCCCCUUUUAAAUUGAACCACAUGUAUGGUGUCAAAGCCUGGAGGAGCUGGGUUCAGGAACACAACAAGCAAUCGAAAAAAUCCAAUCCAGUGGUUGUUAAAGAGGAGAUUCUUCAGUGUGACUCUGCUGAGCUGAGCUAUGCUCUGUCCUGUUUCAUCAAAGAAGUGCGUAGGCCAAACGGAGAGGCCUAUAGCCCAGACAGCAUAUUCUACCUCUGCCUGGGGAUACAGCAGUAUCUGUUCAUGAAGGGCCGCAUCGAGAACAUCUUCACCGACGAGCUGUACACUCAGUUUGCCACUGAAAUCUCUGGAAUGCUACGACUCUGGAAACCCAAGCAGCUUCCCACCGGUGGUCUUGUGUCGUCCCGUGUUGAGGAGUCCUUCUUGUGGGAGUGUAAGCAGCUGGGUGCCUACUCCCCCAUUGUGCUGCUCAACACACUGCUCUUCUUCUACACCAAGAACUUUCACUUCACCACUUUGGCACAGCACCAAAGCCUCUCUUUUGCCAACUUUAGUUUGUACUCAAAACCCUGCAGUCGAGCCGGCAAAGUCCUCUACCUCAGAUACUACAAAAGCUCUGCUGCUACUUCCAGCCGUGGAGAGACAGAGCGACAAAGAAAAAGGCAGGAACAGGAAGACGUUAACAUGGAGAUGCCAGAAAAUGUUGCCAAUCCUCUGCACUGUCCUGUCAGACUCUAUGAGUUCUAUCUCUCAAGAUGCCCAGCCACAGCAUUGAAGAAGACUGACAUGUUUUACCUCCAACCUGAACGCAACGUGCAUACACACAGUCCCCACUGGUAUACUUCUCAUCCAUUGCAUCACACCAUCCUGCAGAGCAUGCUCACUCGCAUCUUGGCGGUCAAAGAGGUUCAACGGUAACAGGAUCAGGAUCGAUUCGAUUCCCAGUUUACAGUGACGAGCCUUUGUCAUAACAGGAGAGUAGUGGUCACAUCAACAUGUAGACUAGCUCUUGGCUUGAUGUGGAGAAGCAGAACGGCCACGCGGAGGUAGGACAUAGACAUUUUGUUGCAGAGAGGACAAUUUGAGGAAGUCUUCGUUGGCUUACCCGAGUGGGCGCCUCCCUCUCCCAAAAACACAUCAUGAGUAUACAUGCAUCUGGUACUAUUUGAUAUGAAAAUGGAGUGUUACAGACGAUCUUAUUUUGUAUUUCCCAUCGACGUCACACCAAUUAGUCAUGAAGCUGUGCAGUGCAAGCAGAAAAUCCAUUUUCCAUGCAUCAAACUGUGCUAUCCUGCUGUUGUGGUCCUUGAAUGCAUCAGCAGUAUGCGUUGCAGGUCAGUUCUUUUGCUUUUGGACUUUUGAAGCUACCACCUGAAGAUGGCCCAAAAACGAAAUGAGCUAUUUGAAGCAUAGUGUGGACGACUGAAUCAACAUGGAACAUUAGGAAUAGUGCUUUUUCAUAUUGUCAACCAAACCGGGUUGUAAAGGGAUAGUGUGGAUUUUUUGACAUGAAGUUGUAUGACUUAAGCAGUGUAGUGCAUCAACAGUGACCCCCUACUUUGUCCCAUGAGCCGAGUUCUGGUCGGAUUUCAGUGAUGAGGAACGUAGUUCUGGCUAGUUGGUGGGGCCACUUCAGUAAAGAGUUUGGCUUCUCAAAACAAUAUGCUUUCGAAAGAGUCAGACCUCACAAUCGCUCGGCGUUACUUUCUCUCCUGUCGUAUCACUGCGCGCUGUCGCCUGUCCAUUGUUGUUUGUGUUCCACAGUGUUUACAUGCACGGAUGAAGACUGCUUUUGCGUUGCAGCAGUCUUCAUCCGUUGUGGAACACAUACACAACACCGCGCGCAGUGAUACGACGGGCCAAGCGAUUGCGAGGUCUGAUUUUUUUUGUAGGAGGCAUUUUUGUGAUUCAAAUGUAUUACCCUUUUGAACACACUGUUUGGAGAAGUCGUUCCUCAUCACCGAAAUCUGACCAGAAGUUGGCUCACAGGACAAAGUGGGACACUGCUGUUAGACACUGAGUCAUAUAGCUUUCUGUCAAAAAAAAUCAAACUUAUCCCUUUAUGACCAAAACCCAAUUAGUCGACUGGGUCAACUCUGUAGUUGUUCAGCUCCUAGCUUUUUUAUUCCUGUACGAUGUUUUUAAUAUGUUUGUUUCAAGAACAAAUACUUAAAUGGUUAUAGCAAGUACUUUUAAGAUCAUGUUCUCAUACUAGAUCCGGUUUUCUACUUAUUUAAUGAGCAUUUUUAGUUUUAGUACGCACAUUGACUCUUUUGACAACAUUGGAUCACUAAAUCGCGGACAAUUCAUACAUGUGUGGCGUGAAUCUGUCGUUUGGGAAUUAUUGCUGUGUAUGGGUCCCAUAAUACGGUUUGUUGACAAUAAGAAAAGAAAGGUGCUGUCAUGUCAGCAGUAGCGUGUUCGGUCCGUGUGUUGUACAAGGGGGUGUGAUGAUGGAGGAAACUUGCAGUGCCUCUCAUCUUUUUAUGAAUGCACUAUUUGACCUGUUACCAUUUCUCCCUUGACCCUCAUGUGGCCUUAUUUUCUCUCCAAUGAUCCCAUCAGUUCCACACCAAGUCUAUUCAAGCCCUAUUUUCUGUACCCUGUAUAUAUACACACACACACACACACACACAUCUAUCCCUGUAUUCAUGUGGUGCUAUUAUUUUUUCCCCCUUUUCCUCUUCCAUGUGUGUUUGCACUCUUAUUAAAAAAAUUGCAAGAGUUUUUGAGUAUUUUAAGUAAUGGUCUAUGUGGUUUGAAAUUAUUUAAAAAAAAAAAAAAAAAAAAACAGGCAACCAUUUUUUUGGUCUGUCCAUAAAGUAUGUACCAUUUUUGUGUUUUUUACUUAUUCCUAUUCUGAACUAGAAGACAAUAAAUAUUGGGGAAAAAAAUUAUGUCCAAACAUGUAGUGGGUAUAAAAAGCCACCAUGCCCUUGUUACGAGUGUAAUAAAUUGACAGAAGGAAAAAUUGUAUUUUUUGUGGAAAAAUGGUUGGAAACUUUCAGAAGAAAGAGUGAAACACCUUUCUUGUCCUGGAAUUUUAAACAAACUGCAGUUUUUGUGCCCAUUUGGCGUAUUGAAUUAUAUAAAUUCUAUAAAACAUGUUUCUUCCAUCACCAUGUUUUUUUUUAAAGAGGCUUUUCUGAGCAUGACUUAUUGUAAAAUACAAAAAUCCUACUAGAUUAAUUUGCUCAUUAGUCGUUAUGUAUCUGUAUGUGAACUGAAAACUGCAAUUUUUUAUGUUUUCUAUCCAAUUAAUUUUUUUACAUGAAGACUUAAACCUAUAGUGUGGACUUGGAUGAGGGUUAACAACCAGGAUGCAAGAAUGCUAAGACAUGUUUUCUACCGUGAUGUUUUGUAAUAAAAAGUCCGACACCAUGUGGGGGAA
Molecule: messenger RNA, 8146 nt
Organism: Dunckerocampus dactyliophorus (ringed pipefish)
Lineage: Eukaryota; Metazoa; Chordata; Actinopteri; Syngnathiformes; Syngnathidae
Product: zinc finger MYM-type protein 4-like
Exons: 31
Coding region: 10-5673 (1887 amino acids)
Molecular function (GO): zinc ion binding
Source: RefSeq, a predicted model, not a curated record